AUGUAAAAUAAACUUUUUUUUUAUAGAAACCAUAUUAAUGUGACCUUUUUUAAUUAUUAAAUUACAAUUAAUCUCGGAACCAUUUUUACAAUUUGAAAAUAUAAUGAGAAUGUAGAGUGUAGAGGAAAAUGUAAGCUGUUAAAUUAACAUUCACUUGGUUGUUGUGGGAACAGUAGAAUUUUUAAUCAUUAUCCGAUUCAUUUUUUAACAAAAUUCAUAUAAGGCUUUGAAUAUUUCAAACUUAAAAACAAAACUUUGAAAUAAUAUCGCAUAACAAUUGUGUAAUAAUCAUUACGAAACAUUUUACUAGAUCGAUUUAAAGAAGAUAAAACAAUUAAGAAUAUUGCAGAAAGCAUCGAUUCAAAUAUAAAUGUUUCGAAGUAGACAUCAAAAAGGUUGUUUCUCUGUGUUUUACAGUUUAGGUAGCUCACCGUUACAGUUUUGGUCUACUCAUAUCCAAAAUGGUUACGUUAAAAGGGUUGUAGAUGAGGAUGUCAAAUCCGUUGUCAUGGAGAUUAUGGGUUCAAAUGUAUCCACCACAUAUAUAACAGGGCCUCGAGAUCCUAAAAUGUCCUUUGGCAUCAAACUACCAUUUUUAGUGCUGCUUAUAAAGAAUUUACAUAAAUAUUUUACUUUUGAGGUUAAAAUUUUAGAUGAUCAACGGUUUAUGCGACGUUUUCGGGUUUCGAAUUUUCAAAGCAAAACAUCUGUAAAGCCAUUCUGCACGGCUAUGCCAAUGGGUAUGUCUCCGGGUUGGAAUCAAAUUCAUUUCAACCUAGCGGACUUUACACGCCGUGCCUAUGGGACCAAUUACAUGGAAACCGUUCGUCUACAAAUACAUGCGAAUGUACGCAUACGGCGCAUAUACUUUACCGAUCGCUUAUAUUCAGAAGAAGAUCUGCCGAAUGAAUUCCGUUUGGUUUCGAAACCCGCGGAAAAGAAAAAACAACGCGAUUAUACAAUUCCUGCUGCCCGUCCUCCAUCGCCUGCGAAAUCGGCUGCUACAACUGAACGUGGCGGGUCUCCGACUGGUGAGCCCUCAGCCGCUGAACCUUCAGAGAUACCUACUGAUACCGAUAUUGAAAAAUAUUAUUAAUUUCGUAGAUUGAUAGCAUUAGUAAAUGCUCAUCUAAAACGAAGAGUUUUUGAACAUCCUUUUUCAACAUUACAUUAUUUGUAUAACCCCUACUCAAAUUACUGUCAAGUCAAUUUUAUUUUAUAUGUUAUAUUAUAUUUGGUCUAAUAAAAACGAUUUACUCGCUUUACGAAA
Messenger RNA from Zeugodacus cucurbitae (melon fly), 1270 nucleotides. RefSeq names its product cilia- and flagella-associated protein 20. The transcript has 3 exons. The coding region runs from base 371 to 1096 and encodes 241 amino acids. NCBI's taxonomy places the organism in Eukaryota, Metazoa, Arthropoda, Insecta, Diptera, Tephritidae. Gene Ontology annotation, cellular component: ciliary basal body; motile cilium. The record is from RefSeq and is a predicted model, not a curated record. Gene Ontology annotation, biological process: positive regulation of cell motility; regulation of cilium beat frequency involved in ciliary motility; cilium assembly.